Messenger RNA from Didymodactylos carnosus, 136 nucleotides. The record is from the annotation of a GenBank genome assembly. Lineage: Eukaryota; Metazoa; Rotifera; Eurotatoria; Philodinida; Philodinidae.
AUGACAACUAGUGAUGAAAUAAAUCCACGAUUUGCAGCAGAGGAUGUUCGGGAUGAACCAUCACAAAUGCUCAGACCUAUAUUAGGAUAUGAAAAAGAGGCAUUAGUUUCACUUGAAGAUGCAGUUAAACCUCUGU